Messenger RNA from Mesoplodon densirostris (Blainville's beaked whale), 3089 nucleotides. RefSeq names its product lysosomal protein transmembrane 4 beta (gene LAPTM4B). The record is from RefSeq and is a predicted model, not a curated record. Bases 222 to 902 code for a protein of 226 amino acids. NCBI's taxonomy places the organism in Eukaryota, Metazoa, Chordata, Mammalia, Artiodactyla, Ziphiidae. Gene Ontology annotation, cellular component: lysosomal membrane. The transcript is spliced from 7 exons.
UUCUCCCGCAGCCUUCCGAGCACUGGGUCCGGCCGAGGCAGGCGCUCCGAGCUCUCGGGGGAGGCGCAGAGCAAGGGCCGGCGGGCGGCGAGCGGGGCUGGGAGUGCGAGCGGGAGUGGCCGAGGAGCCGGCAGUAGCCGCGCGGCGGGCCCGGACCAACGCGGCCGAAGCUCCUGCAAAGUUGGGCGCGCGCUCGCGCCACUGCGCCGGCGGCCCGAGCGAUGAAGAUGGUGGCCCCCUGGACGCGGUUCUACUCGAACAGCUGUUGCCUGUGCUGCCAUGUCCGCACCGGCACCAUCCUGCUCGGCGUCUGGUACCUGAUCAUCAAUGCCGUGGUACUGCUGAUUCUGCUGAGUGCCCUGGCUGAUCCAGAUCAGUAUCACUUUUCAAGUUCUGAACUCGGGGGUGACUUUGAGUUCAUGGAUGAUGCCAACAUGUGCAUUGCUAUCGCAAUUUCUCUUCUCAUGAUCCUGAUCUGUGCAAUGGCUACGUAUGGAGCAUACAAGCAACAUGCGGCCUGGAUCAUCCCAUUCUUCUGUUACCAGAUCUUUGAUUUCGCCCUGAACACCUUGGUUGCAGUCACUGUGCUUGUUUAUCCAAACUCCAUCCAGGAAUACAUACGACAGCUGCCUCCUGAUUUUCCUUACAAAGAUGAUAUCAUGUCAGUGAAUCCUACCUGUUUGGUCCUUAUUAUUCUUCUGUUUAUCAGCAUUAUCUUGACUUUUAAGGGUUACUUGAUCAGCUGUGUUUGGAACUGCUACCGAUACAUCAAUGGCAGGAACUCCUCUGACGUCCUGGUUUAUGUUACCAGCAAUGACACUACGGUGCUCUUACCCCCGUACGAUGAUGCCACUGUGAAUGGCGCCACCAAGGAUCCACCACCACCUUACGUGUCUGCCUAAGCCUGGAAGUGGGGCGUAGCUGAGAGCGACAGCUUGACUUCCAUACAUCAGAGCAAUAGUUCUUCAAUUUUACUUCUGAGACGAGCUCUCUGAGCUUACUUGUUGCUGAAAUGCUACAACUUAAAAUUUUAGAUGUUGAGACUCUCUGUAGUUUGAACCAUAUGCUUGGCUAGAGCACUGUGAUAGAGUAACUGUAGAAUUCUUUCUGUGCGAGUGCGGUGGGCUCCCCUAGUCUUUCCUCGGCAUUGAAACUAGCCAACAAUCCGGAUGAACCUUCUGUCCGAGGAGUCUGUUGUACGUGCUGAGCCCCAAAGUUGAAGAAUUUGUGACCCUGUUCUCUCCGUUCCCUCCUUUCUCUUUGGAAAGCGUAAAAUAAAAUCAGAAUUAUACAGUGCUUCUCUUAGGCCAUUCCAGUGUACAGAACAAACCCUUAGGAGAAGAGGAAUCGUGGAAGGAGUCCACAUAUACACAUAAAUAAAACAAGAAUUUCCUUAGAUCCUUUAUGAUUUAAAUUCAGUGACACUUUGAGUUCGCUGGUCAAGGAUUUUGUCCACGGGCUAAAUUGAGACCCUUUGUCCAUCCCCAGCAGCGAGGACAGUCAGUCACCACCCCAGUGGCUGCUCUUGUGCACCCACGUCUGGGGUCACGGCGUGGCGUGUUAGAGGGGAACUGGUUGGUACUGUGUGGUAUCAGGUUCUCCCUUUCUCGCAGUUUCCUUCCCAUCCCCGCUCAGAGCCCCCUUUCACUAAGUGUUCCGCCCUAGCCUGACUCAGGGAGGACAUCCAUCAGCCUUUGUCAAGUGGAAUUGCUGAUACGUAUUUACCCAACAAUCUGAAAAAAGGUUUUCUUCUCUCCCUGCAAGGCACAUCCUACUACUUUGAACCAGAUUCUGAGUAUGCCUUGUCAUCUUUUAAAAUGAGUGUAAAACAGUCUUCGGAAAGACGGGAGGUGGCAGGGGUGCUUUCCUUGUGAGAUGCCCUUAUCUUGACUACCCGCAUUUCAAGGGACUUUUAUAUAUUCACAUGUUCAAAAGUCACAGCUCUCCUGUUUGUUCAUUAUUGAAUGUGCUGUAAAUGAAGCCAUUUGCAAUUAAAGUGAGAUUUGCCCACAUCCAAGAAAACCACCUUUUGACUCUGGUGAUUGUGCCUGGCAACGCUUCUUGCCCAAGUGGGGCUGCGGUAGACACACACGGUUUGGCCUAAGGAGGAGGUUUUAUGGCUUGUCUCACACAUAUGUUUGUUUUUUUUUAAAUAUUUCAGUGCUGGUAAAAUCAGAGCAUCUUAGGCCAAGAGAAAUGGAGAGAAGCCGACACGAGCUUCCAGCAUUCCUAACCCCGCCUCUGCCAAAGGUUUGCCAGCUCAGCUGCUUUGAAUAGGAUUGCUUUCUGUCCACAGUGCAGUUUUAAUAAGCUGUUCAGAUCUUACUGUGUUCCAAGGGAGAUUAAAAUAAGAGUGGUUUUGGCUUGUUCCUGAACACCCGUUAUUUAUUUCAGAUAAUUUGGAAAUGUAGGAUAAAAUAAGAGGAGAGGGGGAUGACUUUUAUCUCUGAGAAUCGGCCUCAGUCAUUUCUAAUGUAUCUCAUUAGUAUUCUUUAUAAACUGAACCUUGGAAAUUCUGUUCCUUGAAGUUUUAUACCCAGAAGAUUAACCCAGGAAGGGUUGUUAGGUAUGAGAAAGGCCUAUCAGGUAACUUCACUGAUCCCUGUGGAAGGCACAUAGGAAAUCACAGUUAUUUGCAUGUUACUCCCCAUGAUUUUCCAGUGCUUUGCCUCAUAAUUUUUUUACAAUGUGAAAAAUGGCACAUGGUCAAGUGGAGAAGAGUGCUGGUUUUGAGACUACGUAGGGUCCUCGGAGAGGAUCUUGUUCACGUGACACUCAGUAGCACCACAGGCAACCAGGAUGUCACGAUGCUGCUGGGCUUUCCUGACAUAACAACCCAGGCUGAGCUCCAGAGCCGCCCCCGUACUUACUCUACACAGUAAGGAAUUGUCUUCCUGUCUCCACUAUGGAGAGGUUGUGAUGCUUGGAUUACACUGACCCCCCAGAGCCCACUCAGCAAUUCGCUGUGUCCUUGUCAUUGCUAAUCCGGAUAUAUACUUCUCUUAAAUGUGUUUUAAACCCCACUUUAAUAUCCUGCUCCUUUCUUCUAUUUUGUUGUCUACAGAGAAACAAAACAGUCAUUACCUCAA